CACGAGGAUUGUCAAACCAAGGGGCUGUGAGGCAUUCGAGAUUAUGCAUGCAUGGUCGAAAUAACUUGCUGCGAGCGCAUGUUACGCAGCGUCCAGAGGGGCAUACAUGCCAACUGCAUCGGCCAUCCAUCCAACUUGACGACUCUCACCACGAUAUAGCUCUUCAAGUGUUGCCAGUCGUGACUGCUGCCGAGGACCACAAUCCGCCUUGCCAACAUACCAGGAACAGACUCGCACGCGCCUUUGUCGUAAAGAUGGCCAAGUCACUUCGGUCCAGGGCCAAGCUGGCUCACAGACAAGCAAAGCGCACGAAUCCCAAUUCUGACUACGCCAUCACAAGCGCAGCCAGGACAAACGCGAUUGCACAGAGGCUAGCAGCCCGCAUGAACAUGCCCAAAGAGGCUCACAAGGAUGGCGAACUGGAUGCAGAAGAACAAGAGGAGGGCGAAAUGGGCAAUGCUGCGCAGGCGAUGGAAACGGAUGCUGGUACAUCCGCAAAGCCAGAACCGUCGGAACGUAUCUCGACGGGAGGAGCCAGGGAAAGUGGAAGGGAGACGUGGCGCAAAGCCCGAGGUAUGAAGGUCAGGAAGUCUCACAAUCCUACUGGAUUCGGCGCUCGCAGCAAGAAUGGCGGCAAGACGAAGAGGCGAAGAUGAAUCAUGGGGUGGCAGACUAGACUCUCACAACCAUCAUUCACGCAUACAUGCCGUCUGCAGGAUCUCGUGCCGGGCUCCAUCGCAGCGCCCAGCAUCUUGGCACAUUCAGGUACCAAGCUCACUCGUGUAGAGCGCGAGACGAAAGUCGUGGCGUCAUCGAGCGACUCUCGAAAAUCGAGUCUGCUCGACAAAUUCUGAUUGCUACACUUCACACCAAUGCUCCUCUAUCAUAAUUCUCCCCUAAGAUCUUGUGUUCUGACGUUCGUCAUCGCCCCCGCGGCCAUCUCGCCAGCACGGUGACAAUGUCUCAAGACCAAGACCAGGCGACUCGCGGCGAAGCUUUCAGCAUGUACAACACCUUCAACCAGAGACAGUCAGCGGGUUCAUAGCGCGACUCUGCGCAAUCUAUGGCUCUUCGCUGCACUCAAUGCAGUUGACUAUCG
Messenger RNA from Ceraceosorus guamensis, 1099 nucleotides. RefSeq lists its product as hypothetical. The record is from RefSeq and is a predicted model, not a curated record. The transcript is spliced from 4 exons. Gene Ontology annotation, cellular component: preribosome, large subunit precursor. Lineage: Eukaryota; Fungi; Basidiomycota; Exobasidiomycetes; Ceraceosorales; Ceraceosoraceae. Bases 255 to 656 code for a protein of 133 amino acids.